UUCGUAUAAAACAAACCGCACGUGUUUCAACUCAUAUUUUCAGUUGUGUUGUUUUUGUUAACAUUAUAAUGACGAAAAUUCAUGUAAAAUUUGUGUUUUUAUUGUUUUUUACUCUGUUUUAUGAAAAUAUCUCAGCGUCUACCGUGCCCAAAUUAAUAGAUUCAGAAGGAUAUGUUGUGGAGAAGCAUUUUGCCACGACAAAGACUGGCUAUAUUUUGGGUUUGCAUCGUAUACCAAGAAGCAAAAAAGCCGCCACUAACAAUGCCACUAAGCCGGUCGUCCUGCUGCAGCAUGGCCUCGCAACGUCCUCCGAUUGCUGGAUUCUCUCCGGACGUAGAUCCGCUUUAGCGUUCCAGUUGGCGGAUAAAGGAUACGACGUGUGGCUGGCAAACUCGCGCGGAACCGUUUACUCCAGCAAUCACACGAGGCUAAACAUGAGUUCCCCGACCGACAGGAACAAGUUCGAUCGAUAUUCAUUCCAUGAGAAAGGCAACGAAGAUCUCCUAACCACCAUUGACUUUAUUCUCGCCCACACAGGCGUGCAGAAUCUUGCUUUGUACGCGCAUUCUGAAGGAGCCUCGAUGUUUUUUGCAUUGGGUGCAACACAACCGAAACAAUUAACGAAAAUCAACUCGUUUUUUGCGUUUGCACCGCUCGUGUUCAUAGGGAAUGUUACCUCGCCUGUGGUGAAAUAUACUGCGGUUGCUAACCAACUUUAUUUGUUUGGAUUCCUGUAUGAUUUUGCGAAACCGUUUGUGGGUUAUGCACUCAAAACAUUAAAUGGUUUCUCAACCAAUUUUAUAACUAGAGGAUAUACGACCUUACCAAUUACCAUCAUCAGCGGUGGGGCUGAAGGACAAAUCGCUGGCGGAACUAUUUCCAAGUUGUACAAGCACUUUCCCAGCUACGUCAAUAAACGAAGUUUGUCCCACUUACUACAACUAGUCACCUCAAAACGAUUUCAAGAGUAUAAGCCUGUUUUUGGUAGACUGUGGGAUAUGCUCAGGUUGUAUCCGAAGAAAUACAAUCUGAAAAAGGUUACCGUGCCGAUGUAUUUGUACUUUAGCGAAGCUGACACGUUCAUCAACGCGCGUAACCUGAAGCGGUUUGAUGAUGCCUUCGUGAGGAAACCGAAAAUAUUCAACGUACACAAUAACUUUGGUCAUUAUGACUUUGUUUACGGUAAGGAUGCUGGGAAAGUUUAUGAACUUACUUACGAAGCACUGAAGAAUCAUACCAGCACUGUUAAGAAUUAACAAAAAAUAAAAAUAAAUAAAAACUAUAAACUUUAAA
Dalotia coriaria is the source of this 1293-nucleotide messenger RNA. RefSeq names its product lipase member K-like. Lineage: Eukaryota; Metazoa; Arthropoda; Insecta; Coleoptera; Staphylinidae. The transcript is spliced from 5 exons. Gene Ontology annotation, molecular function: hydrolase activity, acting on ester bonds. The coding region runs from base 69 to 1256 and encodes 395 amino acids. Gene Ontology annotation, biological process: lipid metabolic process. The record is from RefSeq and is a predicted model, not a curated record.